AUGAAUGAGUCCAAUUUAGAAAUCAAUUUUGAUUAUUAUGGAUUUUACAAAAAUCUUGAAUCCUUUUUAAUUUAUUUCGAUGAAACUAAUGAUAUAAACAAAUGUUUUGUUUAUUCACCGAUGUUUAAUAUUCCGUCCCAUAUCGAAUACUUCCUUUCACAUGGUGCUUAUGUCAACGAUAAAAAUAAAGAUGGCGGACCAGCAUUUUAUAAAGCAACAUUGUUUAAUCGUAAAGAAAUUGUAGAAGCUCUUAUUUCUCACAUUUCGAAUGUCAAUGAGAAAAAAAAUGGAAAAACAGCACUUCAUAUUGCAAAAUUGUUUGAUUAUGAAGAAAUAGUUGAACUUCUUAUUUCGCAUGAUGCAAAAGAAUAA
Molecule: messenger RNA, 372 nt
Organism: Trichomonas vaginalis G3
Lineage: Eukaryota; Parabasalia; Trichomonadida; Trichomonadidae
Product: ankyrin repeat and SOCS box-containing protein 4 family
Exons: 1
Coding region: 1-372 (123 amino acids)
Molecular function (GO): protein binding
Source: RefSeq, a predicted model, not a curated record